Messenger RNA from Oikopleura dioica, 1647 nucleotides. The record is from the annotation of a GenBank genome assembly. NCBI's taxonomy places the organism in Eukaryota, Metazoa, Chordata, Appendicularia, Copelata, Oikopleuridae.
AUGAACUUACAAAAUAGUACAAGCAGGGAAGAAGCGUUAGAGAAGCGAGGGCCUUGUCUAGCGCAUGGAGGUUGCUUCAAACCCAAUCAUUGCAAGUCGCAGCAGAAAGUUGCGAUUCUCAUACCUUACAAAGAUCGCGAAGCACAUCUCUUCACUCUUCUGUCGUACUUGCAUCCACAGCUGCAGCGACAAGGAAUUCACUACUGUGUCUUUGUCGUAGAGCAAUUUGAUGAUGGCAGAUUCAAUAAAGGUUUAGUCAUGAAUUCCGGCUUUUUGGAGAUCUUGAACAGCUUCGGUCAUUUCGACUGUUUUAUUUUUCACGACGUGGACAUGGUUCCAGAGGAUGACCGGAACAUUUACCUCUGCCAAAAUUUACCAACGCAUCUAUCACCUUUCAUCGACAAAUUCGAUUACCGCUCGCACUAUGGCACCGAUUGGGGUGGUGUAACAAUGAUUCGACCUGAACAGUACUCGAAAGCAAACGGCUACUCAAACAUGUUCUGGGGCUGGGGUCGUGAGGACUCCGACAUGGAGUUCCGUCUCAAUGCAAAGGGCAUCAAAGCUAUAAGGCCCAUAAACGAAGAGUACGCCAGGUUUUCGAUGAUUCCCCAUGAGCAUCCUUGGAGAUUCCAAAACGAAAAGUACUAUCUUGGAUCUUCCGCCAAAAUAACCACCAAAGAAAAGCUCAUGCUGACAAAAAGAGAGCGUUCCUCUUGGGAUGGAGUAAACAAUGCUAAGUACAGGCUGGAUCACGUUGUCUACGACAAGCUUUUUACGAAGCUAUAUGUGGAUAUUCGGCGUUUUGAAGUCGACGAACUUCAAGUUGUUAUCGACCAGAAAAAACUGAAGAUCACGCAAUCAAGGGGCGACUGCUCCUACAAGACCUUCGACGACACUUAUCUUGAUCCUAAUUUUAAAAUGAAAGUUGGUGAGGCACGUUCUGGAUACUUUGACGAAGCGAGUGCGGAAGCUCUUUGUAAUGACGCUGGUCAGUCCUGCGCUGGCAUUGUGCGUGAUCGAGGUGUCCUUGCUGCAGAUGGAAGAGACUGGAUACUCCGUGAAAAAGCAAUUCUCCUGACUCCGGACGAAUAUAGAUUCGCCGGAAAAGGCGCUCGGUCGUUAACGGUGCCCGAUAAUUUGCAAACAAAAAUGAAGAUAUGUCAAGGGCAAAUGUCGAACGUGUAUCCGCUAGAAAGCUCUGUGACAAAUGCAGCUUAUAAAUCUCGUCUACGACUCAAGUUUCUGCUUCCGCUGACGACGUCGCUUAUCUACCGAGAUAUUGUUUUAUUCGAAGGGCAUCCGACCGGGCUAACGCACGAAUAUCCGAUUGAAAUACGUCCGGAAGAAACUGAAGAAGCCAUCUCCUUCUCUUUUCAAACAGGGGAAUUCUCUCUCCCAACUUACUCUGGUUGGUACACUGUUCAAGCGAAGAUUUCAGAUAGAUUCGAUCAAACCUGGUUUGAGUGGAGUUUCCAGUUUCACGUCGACACUGGGACGGCUGAUUCUGUCACAAAACGCCUGCAAUACAUCGAAGAGCUUAAAAAACUUCUUUUAAAAUUUCAAGAGCAAAAAGAAGAACGAAAAUGGAGUAUCGAGGAGAAGCGAGAAUUAAUUCAGGCUUUUUCACACGGAAAAGAUUUACUUUAA